This is a messenger RNA of Thlaspi arvense, 1832 nucleotides long. The record is from the annotation of a GenBank genome assembly. NCBI's taxonomy places the organism in Eukaryota, Viridiplantae, Streptophyta, Magnoliopsida, Brassicales, Brassicaceae.
CAACCACAUGAUGACGCUAUGCUUUCGGUUCAUCUUCCACCCAAUUAUUUGGCAUAGGAAGACAAUGUAGUAUGGUUUCAGAUCAUAUUAAAGAUAACGAUGCCAUGCUGAAUAUAUCCCUUUUCAUCAUCCAGUUGACCCCAAAUCCAAAGCAAAUCGACUUUUGGUAAUAACAGAAUCUCACUUGCGUUGGCCUUUGCCACGUCAUUUGAGAAGAAGAAUCUGCGAGUGUCACUUGCUGGAUCCAUCAAAACAAAUUGGAGGGACUCUCAGCUGAGUUCCGAACCAUGGAUGAUGAUGAAUAUGCCAAGCUCAUCAGGAGAAUGAAUCCCCCCAGAGUCGUAAUAGACAACAACGCUAGCGAGGAUGCCACUGUUAUCCAGGUUGAUAGUGUUAACAAACAUGGGACUCUCUUGGAAGUAGUGCAAGUGCUCACUGAUAUGAAUCUCGUGAUCAAGAAAGCUUACAUCUCCUCUGAUGGGGGUUGGUUCAUGGACGUCUUCAAAGUCAUCGACCAAGAUGGGAACAAGCUCACAGACACUCAAGUCCUUGACUAUAUCCAAAGGAGGAUAGAGAGCAACGCCGGGUGGUUUGUCCCACCUUUACGAAGCUCGGUUGGUGUAGUGCCCUCUGACGAAUACACCACGAUUGAGCUCGCUGGAACGGACAGACCCGGCCUCUUGUCUGAAGUAUCUGCCGUUCUCACCGACCUUCACUGCAACGUUGUCAACGCUGAGAUAUGGACUCACAACACCAGAGCUGCAGCUGUUAUUCAUGUCACGGACAACUCAACUAAUUCAGCAAUCACAGACCCAAUUCGCCUUUCCGCCAUCCAAGAGCUGCUCUGCAAUGUAGUCAGGACAAACAGCGGCUCAAGAGCUGCCAAAACCGUGUUUUCCUGUUCUGACACGCACAGGGAGAGACGGCUGCAUCAGAUCAUGUUUGAUGAUAGGGACUACGAGGGAGUCAAAAGAGCAAGGACGUCGGCGUCAAGGCCCAGUGUCACACUAAUGAACAUUGACAAGGAUUAUACUGUUGUGACCAUGAGGUCCAAAGAUAGGCCCAAGCUUGUGUUUGACGUUGUAUGUACUUUGACUGAUAUGCAGUAUGUUGUGUUCCACGGCAUGGUCAGCACACAACCACUAGAGGCGUAUCAGGAGUUUUACAUCCGCCAUGUAGAUGGGCUUCCCAUCAAUUCAGAAGCUGAGCAAGAGCGUGUCAUUCAAUGCCUUGAAGCAGCCAUCGAGAGAAGAGCGUCCGAGGGUUUAGAGCUGGAACUAUCAGCAGAAGACCGAGUUGGUCUCCUCUCGGACAUAACCAGAACAUUCCGAGAGAACAGCUUAACUAUUGUCAGAGCAGAGAUUUCAACGCGGGAGGGUAAAGCUAAAGACAGGUUCUACGUCACAGACGUGACUGGAAACGCUGUUGAAUCAAAAAUCGUGGAGUCAAUAAGGCAACAGGUAGGAGUAAGCAAGCUGAAGGUGAAGAACAACGAGGAAUGCUCUGUUCUUGGCACAAGCAGGGCUUCGCAAGAAACAACUAUGGGGUAUUUGCUUAGUAACAUCUUCAAAGCCAAGUCUCACUCGUAAAAGUCUCGUAAAGUAUGUGCUUUUGUAUAGAUAAGAGGACUAUGAUUAGACAGAGUGGGCAUGUCGCAGUUAAGCUGGUCGAAAAAGUAGCGAUCUUUUGAAUGUGCCAUCUCCUUAAAAGGAAUCGCUUUUUUUUUGUAAAUUCGUUUGAUUGAAUAACAGGAAUGAGCCUGUUUCUGUGUUUAGGCGGGGAGCAGAUAUGAUAUAGAUUGUUUUAUAAAAAGGGUAUUCGAUUAGUGAGCA